AUGAUCCAAACUCAAUACACAUCAAAUGCUAGUACAAUCAGACAACUUGUUUUUGAUAUUCAAUAUCCCAAUUCAACUCUUUUAUCUGAGAUAAUUCAACAAGACAAAAGAUAUGUACAAAGUAUCUGUUUAAUUGGAGUCAAGAAAAGUGAUUGGAAACAAAUUGAAAAUGAUAUAUGCAAUUCAGAAUAUAUCACGCACCAAAUUGAAAUGAUUGAGGAGAUGUCACAAGAUAGUGUGUUGGAAAUGGUAUAUUAUUAUAAACGACCUCAACAAUAUUACUCAUUUUGUGAUAUUAUGAACCAUCAUUCAAAAUAA
Entamoeba histolytica HM-1:IMSS is the source of this 318-nucleotide messenger RNA. RefSeq lists its product as uncharacterized. Lineage: Eukaryota; Evosea; Mastigamoebida; Endamoebidae. The transcript has a single exon. Bases 1 to 318 code for a protein of 105 amino acids. The record is from RefSeq and is a predicted model, not a curated record.